CAAAAAUUCUGCAGGUGACUGUUCUCUAUUACAAAACGAUGAAGUCCACAACAGAUCCGUAGAGUCGACCUUGGGUCACAUACUGGAUCCAUGAACAAUUGAUAGUGUUCGUAGACAACUUCUGUAGAACGGAAAACUCACAGCUGAUAUGCCUUUAGAUAACAUUCAGAAGGCCAAGAGCAAAGGCCUGUUGCAAACGCAGCGACAGAACAGCGCUGGAAUGAUUACGUCGCGGUAUGAUUCGGACACCGAGGGGCAACUCACUGCACCGUUCAGAUCAAAACUGCACCACCUGUUUGGCCAGAUUGAAAAAGAGUUUGAGACGCUGUACACAGAAAACCUUCAUUUGCAGGACAAGGUGGAGACCCUUCAAGAGAGACUGGAUGCCUACAUGGCGGUGGACAAGUCCAUCAAUGAGCCCCUGGAGACCGUGGAUGGGGCCACAAAGGCUAAACGAUCUGCAAGUCACAUAUCCCAGAAGAUCAAGAAGUCUUACAUCGCCUCGACGAGUCGACUGGUUUCCAGUUUCCGCCAGACGGCCCCUGCGUACACAGUUGUAAAGAGCUUCCACGGCCACAAAGACGGGGUGUGGGAAGUGAACACAUCCAAACUGAAUCCCCAGAUUAUUGGAACCGCAUCUGCUGAUCACUCUGCCCGGAUCUGGAAUGUGGAAACCGGCCUGUGCCUGCUACAGUAUCUGGGUCACUCAGGCUCGGUAAAUGCGAUCCGGUUCAAUCCAGUCAAGGACGGCGUCGUGACAACUUCAGGCGAGGGCACGGCUCAUAUCUGGUCACCCCAGGUCUCGAUUUCUUCAAUGGACGCCUUACGGGCCCAGUCAUCCGAGGAUUAUCUUGAUAUGUCAGACCAGUGUGAAACCAACGAAGAGAAUCCAGAUCAACCCACCACUCUCCGGACCCCACUCCGUGAGCUGAUUGGACAUCACAGUGUGGUGAUUGCAGCUGAUUGGUUGAACUUUGGUGGUCAGGCGAUAACCGCAUCCUGGGAUAGAACGGCCAUCUUGUUUGACGCAGAAACUGGGGCAAACUUGACUGUUCUCAAAGGCCACGACCAGGAACUGACAGACGUAAGGGCUCAUCCCAGUCAAGACCUCGUGGUGACCUCAUCCAAGGAUACGACCUUUAGACUGUGGGACUUCAGAGACCCUAACAUGCCUGUCACAGUAUUCCAGGGCCACAAUCAACCAGUUACAACGGCAGCCUUUGCUGGUAAUGAGAAGGUGGUUUCGGGCAGCGAUGAUCGUACAGUGAAAGUCUGGGAUCUGAAGAACAUGCGGUCACCCAUAGCAACCAUCCGUACUGACUCAUCUGUGAACAGAUUGUGUGUUUCGCAGUCACAGAACAUGAUAGCCAUCCCACACGAUAACAGACACAUACGGCUUUUUGACAUCAAUGGAAACAGAAUUGGAAGACUACCGCGUAGCAGCAGAACUGGCCACUCAAAAAUGGUGUGCAGUGUAGCCUGUGCCGAGGACAAUCCGGUGUGUAACCUUUUCUCGUGCGGCUUCGACAGACAGGUCCUAGGUUGGAGCAUCAAUGUCCAGAUCAAGGAAUGAAAAGAGUCAGUCAUGGAUCGUUCUUAAGAAACAUGAGCCUCGUUCAUGGACAACUGGGCUUAAUGCAUGGGAUAGCACUCUCCGCCUAAACUGGAUUUUUGCUAAAGAGAUGCUUUCUUCAAACGAAAAAAUACAAACAAGUGGAAAGUGUUGUCUCUGAUAAGCCUGUGCAGAUUUCUCAGGCUAAUCUGUAGAGCUGUAACGAUUCGGUUCGAUGCAUCGAAAAACCGAUUCAAUGCCGCCGAUUCGAUUUCGAUACCAAUACGGCCAAUUUCGAUUCGAUUCACUGCAAUCCCGAUUGAUUCUCAUUUUAAACCUUACUUUCCAAAUCUGUCGUGUAAACGUUCUUGUCAUUUGUAAACCGUCUCGUGAUUGGUCAAUAGCCAAUAUGUCAUCCAAUGAAUGAAUGAAUAACAUGCUGAGCAUUACAUCAACAGGUAAAAUGGCUUCUUCAACCACGCCGAAAGACGCACGUCAAACUUAAAAUAAAACGUAUGGGAACAUUUCGUGUUUCGCGAAGAUUCUGAUGCAAAGGCAACUUGCAAAACUAGUUUUGUUGACGUAAGUUACUCACAUGGUUUGUUUACUUAACUGUGUGCAUUCUGUUAAGAAGUCAACUGAAAGUUGUUUAUUUACUUACAUGUUGUUUUUUUUCCUUCUGUUAAACACGUGAUAAAUUUAGCAUUCUAUGUUAUUUAAGAACAACUCAACAGGAAGUUUUGUUCAAUAAAUUUGUUACUUAUAAAACAAUGUUGCGUUUUUAUAUUUUAUUUAAAAAAUUAAACACUUUAAAUGUACAACAUAAUAAGUUAAUAACAAAUACCAAACAUAUUAAUUCAAGCUCUGGACAAACCAAACAUGAAAUAGUUUGCAAAAUAAGCAGCAAAUAGUUUUAUUUGAAUUAAAUCGAAAAUAAUCGAAUCGGACCAUUUCGUAUCGAAAUCGAAUCGAAUGACGGGUGAAUUGUUACAGCUCUUGGGCGAAACAUGCAUUAAGCCAAAUGUUCCCUUAAGAAGGCUCAUAUUAUCUGAAGAAAUUAAAUUGUUCUUGUUCUAAAUACAUUUUUAUUCCAUGCUUACAUGGAAGAGUGUGUUUUCAAUACCAAACUAUGAAAGGAUUUGUUUUCUGUCAUUGCUUGUCACCAAAUUCAAGGUAGAUCUAGAAAAUAUUAGUUUUUUUCUCAAUUUAUUUUGUUAAUGUUAUAGGUAUUUAGUUGUAUAAAAUGUAUAAAUAUAAAUAGGUGUUACUCAGUAUUGUUGGUUGAUGUUAUAUUGAAUUGUCAAUAUUAUGUUAUAAGUUUAUUUGAAAAUUAUUUUGCGCAUGUCAGAAAAAAAUGACUAUAUUAAAUGCAAAGAAUAACAUUUCAUGCACAAAUAUAUUCAAGUACUGCAUGAUUAAUACAUAGAAAAUACUGAUUGAAUAUAUAUAGCAAGGCUUAGAACAACUAAACCACCUGUCUUAGUUCAAACUUAUUUAUUUAAGCUGGAUUGCAUUGAAAGCCUAAGGCUUAUUGAAACGCUGUCGAGUAUGUUUCCUGGGUAUAACCAGUACACGUUGUCUUUGAAAGAGAUCUAAAGAACGCCCCCACAAUGGGGAUCAAACACGUGAGCCUUGGCGAGUGGUUCAGGUUUCAGUGCCAUAAUGCCUAGCAAAUAAAUUUGUAGUCAAUCACUAUCCCAUUAUUGUUUGGCAUUGUCCUAUUUUAAUCAUUAUGUUGAUUUAAAAAAAGCCAAUUCAAACAACUGCGAAUACGAACUUAAGGUGUCCACAUUUUUCUGCUAGGUCAACAUUGUCAUCUUUUGUCUGUACUAAAUCUGACUGGGGUUUUGUUUAAAUACUCUUUAUUUGUGCAAUAUGAAAUUGUUGCUUGUAUUAGUUUCCAGUGGUGUCUCAAUAUAAAUUGUUUGUUUUAUCCAUUCCAUGUUUAUGCCAGAAAAGUGCUGACUCAUGCCAAAGAUAAAGAAAUAAUUAUUGCAUCCAUAUUUAUUGUAAAUCAUUGAUGCUUAUAAAAACAGUUAUGAAUUUCAUUUGUGAGUAUUUUCCCGUCUGGAAAAUGUAUGUAAGUGUAUUUAAUAUACUUUAAAAAGAUCAUGAAUUUAGACAUGUUUAAUAUAUGUAUUUAGCUUAAUGUUUUAUUUGCUUUCUGUUGAUCAAUUUUACCUGUUUGUUGUUUAUAAAACCAGAGACGUAUGUUAUUUACAUCUCUGAUAAUACCUGUAAUGCGUU
Dreissena polymorpha is the source of this 3799-nucleotide messenger RNA. Its product is annotated as WD repeat-containing protein 37-like. Gene Ontology annotation, cellular component: preribosome, large subunit precursor. The coding region runs from base 149 to 1573 and encodes 474 amino acids. The record is from RefSeq and is a predicted model, not a curated record. Gene Ontology annotation, molecular function: protein binding. The transcript has 11 exons. Lineage: Eukaryota; Metazoa; Mollusca; Bivalvia; Myida; Dreissenidae.